GAUGAAAAGCUCACGAUUUAUCGCAUUACUGCCAUCCCCCCCUCUCUCUCUCCUGGUUUGUGUGUCCGUACGUUCUCUCGCGUCCACCACAGAAACGUAUUAUUGCCUUUGUUCUUGUUCUUUGUCUUCCGCAACGGCCUCAGUACGCCAAAACAUCCCGAACACGCCAAACAACCACCACAACCGCAACCUAAACAUACAAAUAACCCCCUGAUAUCGAAAUGUCCGCACCGGCGAGCGUCAAGCUGCAAAACCCGUACGUGCCCAUCGCGUACAACCUCAGCAUCAAGGUGGACCUCUCCACCUGGAGUUACGAGGCGGAGGAGGCGGUGCACCUCGAGCGCUGCCCCGCCUACCCCGAUGGCGACACCAUCCAGCUGCACGCCGCCCCUACGAUGGAGGUGACAUCCAUCAAAGGCGCUACCCUCGUGCGUCGUGAUGCGACGGCCCACACACUCGUGCUGAGGCUGGACGCAGAGACGAUCAGCGCGAGUGACCCCACGUUGCACUUCCACUUCAAGCACGUGGUGAACAGGGAGCUGCGCGGCUUCUACCAGGUGCGCUUCCAGCACGGGGGGAAGGAGCACCGCAUGGCGUCGACCCACUUCGAGCCCGUCUCGGCCCGUCUCUUCUUUAUCUGCCACGACGAGCCGGCCCAGCGGGCGGACUUCACGCUGAGCGUGGCGCUGCCCAAGUCGGAGGAGCACUACACGGUGCUCUCCAACGGGCCGCUUGUGUCGAAGGAAGUGAAGGGCGAGAGCGUCGUGCACACCUUCCAGAUGGUACCCAAGUGCCCCUCCUACCUCACCGCCUGCGUGGUGGGCGAGCUGGAGCACAUCAGCACGACGGUGAACAACAUCCCCAUCAGUGUGUACACGACGCUCGGCAAGGUGGACCGCGCGCAGUUCGCGCUUGACAGCGUCGAGUUCGCGUUAAAGUUCUUUGAGAACUUCUUCCAGUGCAAGUACCCGUUGCCGAAGCUGGACCUUGUGGCGGUGCCGGACUUCCCGAUUGGCGGGAUGGAGAACUGGGGCUGCAUCACCUGUGUGGAGUCGGUGCUGAUCGACCAGAAGAAAUCCAGCGUCGACGCGAAGCGCAGCGGGUCGAUGCUGAUCUGCCACGAAGUCUCGCACAACUGGUUCGGCAACCUCGUCGCCAUUAACUGGUGGGAAGGACUGUGGCUGAAGGAGGGCUUUGCGUCGUGGUGCGGCGACUACUCGACGGCGAUGCGGGAGCCGAAGUGGCACGCGCUCGAGGUCGCCGCCCUGUCUGUCGGCAACGCGCUGAACGACGACAUGUACGAGCACAGCCACCCCGUUGAAGUGCCGAUCCUUGACCCGGCCGACAUCACCCAAAUCUUCGACAGCAUCAGCUACAACAAGGGCAUGGGCCUCGUGUUUAUGCUGCAGGCCUUCCUGGGCGACAAGUGGGGCCCGGCGGUGGCGCACUACAUCAACAAGUACCAGUACAAGGACACCAAGACGGUGCAACUGUGGGAGGCACUAGAGGAGUCCUCGCAACUGCCCAUCACCGAGGCCCUCACGAGCUUCACGACGCAGAUGGGCUACCCGAUGCUGCACGUCUCCCGCAAAGACGAGGGCCACAUUACGGUGUCGCAGGAGCCCUGUCGGUUUGUCACGGCGGCGCAGAAGUGCCAGCAGACGUGGUGCGUCCCGUACGUGGUCGAGGGCCUCGACGACGCAGCCGGUCGCGUGACGCCGAUGCUGCGCGGCCACACGGGCGUGGCGGUGGCCCUGCCCGCGGAGGUGGCGAAGUCCGACUUUGUGAACGCCAAUCCCCGGCGCACCGGCUUUUACCGUUGCCACUACGAUUACCCCAUCUUCGAGGCGUGGAUCGCCAAUUACACGAAGCUUUCGCCUGCGGAUCGCCGCGCGCUCUUCUCCGACACCGCUGCGGCAAUCCGCAUGGGCUACGACGACAUCCGCCGCCUUGCCCGGAUCGCCGAAGUGGUGCAGGCGCACGAGACGGACAUCUACGUCCUGCGGGAGUUCAUCUCCACGUUGCAGGUGUUCCUGAGGGCCUUCGACGACGUCGCCCUGCGCAAGACGCUGCGGAAGGAAAUCCUCGCCUUUCUGGUUCCCGUCGCGGAGUCGCUGAUUGCGGUGAAGCCGGAGAACGAUACCGAGGAGCUGCGCCGCAACUUCUACCUGGACGCCGCCGUGUCCGCCCUCCUGGGCAACUGGACUGCGGAGGAGGCCGCCGCCCACCCCCUCAUUCAGUGGGCGCUGCAGCAGGCGACGAGCUUUCUCGGCGGGGGCGAGUUCAGCGCCGCCACCCUCAACUGUUGCCUGCGCGCCUACCUGCAGCUCGCGAGCGCGGAGGAGCUGCCGGGCCGCAAUGCCCAGCUCUACGCGAAGCUGCUGGAGGUCGACGGCAGCGACGAGCUGUGCCGUGCGUUGAUCACCGCCAUGGCCAGCAGCCCUGCGCCGGACUUCGCCAUCGACAUCAUGAAGAAGUGCAUUGAGAACAGCGGCGUGCGCAGCCAGUACGGCGUGCAGGUCUUUCUUGGUCUUCAGGCGAACACCGCCUUCAAGGGGACGGAGGUGUGGGACGCGUUCCGGGCGAGCUUUAAGGGCGUUGACGCGCAGUGGGGCGGCGGUCAGUUCCGCAUUCAGGCAAUCGUGUACUUUGUGGGCGACACGCUGGCUGGCGAUGCGGCGGCCACGGAGUUCGAGACGUUCUUCAAGACGCACCCGCUGCCGAACGCACGCCUCGCCAUCGGGCGUGCCGUGGAGGACCUGCGCCUUCGCGCAUGGAUGAACAACAAAUGGAAGAGCUCUCUCCUGCACCUCAUGCGCCGCCACUAA
Leptomonas pyrrhocoris is the source of this 2828-nucleotide messenger RNA. Its product is annotated as putative aminopeptidase. The transcript has a single exon. Gene Ontology annotation, biological process: proteolysis; peptide catabolic process. The coding region runs from base 222 to 2828 and encodes 868 amino acids. The record is from RefSeq and is a predicted model, not a curated record. Lineage: Eukaryota; Euglenozoa; Kinetoplastea; Trypanosomatida; Trypanosomatidae. Gene Ontology annotation, cellular component: cytoplasm. Gene Ontology annotation, molecular function: metalloaminopeptidase activity; zinc ion binding; peptide binding.